CCUCAAUGCUGCUAUCACAAAUAAUGCAAAUACUCGGAAACAUUGUGUUUGUGUUCGCGCCCUGCAUCGGUUUCAUCCCACAGAUUGUAAAGCGCAAGAUUACGUUCGCUCCGAUCCUUUCCACCAUUGUAAUCCUGGCGAAUGUCAUGAAGCUGUUGUAUUGGCAGUCGGAGCACUUUCCGCUCGAAAUCGUGUUGCAGAGUGUGUUCCUUGUUCUGUUCCAUUUCGUGCUGUUGUACCUCUCCAAGCAGGAACUCUCUAUACUGGAGGAGAAGCUCGUUCUUAACAGGUUUACAGAGAAGAGCUACAGGCGUUACGGCAUGUUCUCGCUCAUUUUCUCUCUUAUCGUGUCCAUCGUUCUCAUGAUCGCCACUAUCAGUCUCAUAUUCAGGACGCGGUACGUGUACACCGUCUUUGGGCCGCUGUUCCUCGUUGCUGAGUGUAGUGUGGGCCUUGUGCAGCUGCUUAUCAUUGAGAUGGAGAGCAAGUAUUCGCUGGGAAAGGAGGUGGAGUAUCCCAGAGAGUUGUUUUUAAUGUGGGCGCUGGGUGAUAUUCUCAAGUUGAUCUGGACCAUUAAGUUGAAUCCGCCAGUGUUUUUAAUUGUGAGCGUGGUGUUUCAGAUAAUGGUCGAUGUUGCGGUGGUUUUCCGUAGAAAAAAGUAGGAAUUGUAGCGUUAAGAAUAAUUAAAAAUAGUACGAAAGAUCCCUGCUUUUGUAGCUGUGCAGGAUGUGGGUAAAUUUGCAGAAAAUGCCUUAAUUGCUAUUCUGCAAAUCUAACCACAAUACCGUAAACAUUUCUGGUCAGCUGUCCUUCUAUUCAGUGCCAUGCACACCACGUAAUUAAAAACAUUGGCCA
Messenger RNA from Vavraia culicis subsp. floridensis, 855 nucleotides. RefSeq lists its product as uncharacterized. Gene Ontology annotation, biological process: retrograde transport, endosome to Golgi; phospholipid translocation. The transcript has a single exon. The record is from RefSeq and is a predicted model, not a curated record. The coding region runs from base 6 to 662 and encodes 218 amino acids. Gene Ontology annotation, cellular component: trans-Golgi network; endosome. NCBI's taxonomy places the organism in Eukaryota, Fungi, Microsporidia, Pleistophoridae.